AUCGAAAAUGCUAGACUUGUCCAAUAGCUAUACUUACUAUUCAUUAAUGAGACAAAAUCACUACCAUCUUUAAAAACCAGCAAAUACCUCCAAAAACAACAAAAAGAAGAAGAAAGUAAAAAAGGCAAAGAUGGAGAAAAUAGAGCAUACCACAGUUCAAACCAACGGCAUAAACUUACACGUGGCAUCCAUCGGAACCGGUCCAGCAGUUCUCUUCCUCCACGGCUUCCCGGAGCUAUGGUACUCGUGGCGCCACCAGAUGAUUUCUCUGUCAUCGCUCGGCUACAGAGCCAUCGCCCCUGAUCUCCGUGGCUACGGUGACAGUGACGCGCCGCCGUCCGCGGAGUCGUACUCUUCCUUCCACAUCGUCGGAGACCUUGUGGGAUUGAUUGAUAAAAUGGGUAUUGAUAAGGUUUUCUUGGUGGGCCAUGAUUGGGGAGCUGUGAUCGCUUGGCACUUCUGUUUGUUUAGGCCUGAUAGAGUCAAAGCCUUGGUCAACAUGAGCGUCCCCUUCCGUCCUCGCCACCCAAUCAUUAAACCCGUCGAAGGUCUCAGAGCUUUGUUCGGCGAUGAUUACUAUAUUUGCAGGUUCCAGGAACCGGGUGAGGCGGAAGAAGACUUUGCAGGUGAUGACAUAGCAAAUAUCCUAAAGAAAUUUUAUGGUGGUAGGAAUCCAAGUCCACCAUGUGUGCCUAGAGAAAUAGGAUUCAAAGGCCUUAAAGCUCCAGAAUUACCCUUUUGGCUCUCACAACAGGACCUUGAUUAUUUUGUUGAAAAGUUCAAACAAAAGGGCUUCACUGGAGGAUUGAAUUAUUAUCGAGCUUUAAACUUGACUUGGGAGCUGACAGCAGCAUGGAGUGGAGUACAAGUGAAAGUACCAACCAAGUUCAUAGUUGGAGACUUGGACAUAACUUAUCACUUCCCUGGUGCCAAAGAAUACAUUAAUGGAGAUGGGUUUAAGAAAGAUGUUCCAUUUUUGCAAGAUGUGGUUGUAAUGGAAGGAGUGGCUCAUUUUAUCAACCAAGAGAAGCCAGAGGAAGUUACCACUCAUAUUUAUGACUUCAUUAAGAAGUUUUGAUUUGAUACCUGCUCAUUUUCACCUUCUACUACCCCACCACCCUUAUUUAUGAUUUUUUCUUUGAUCCACUUUAUGGUUUUAUGUGUUUUCUUGCUUGUAUUGUUGGUACUCUCUACUCUGUUUUCAACUCUUGAAUUAAAUAAAAACAUGUUCCUUAUUAUUA
Molecule: messenger RNA, 1241 nt
Organism: Cannabis sativa
Lineage: Eukaryota; Viridiplantae; Streptophyta; Magnoliopsida; Rosales; Cannabaceae
Exons: 3
Coding region: 131-1078 (315 amino acids)
Molecular function (GO): hydrolase activity
Source: RefSeq, a predicted model, not a curated record